ACAGAGGGAUAGUAUAAGAAUGUAAUGAAAGUUAGGAUGAAACAAUGAAUUUGGUCAAAAGCUCAAACUCUACGUAUAUAAAAAAAGCACUCGCUGGAUUUUUGCCCGUCUUCUACAGGUCAACUAUUAAUUCAAACUUCCAUACAUACAUUAAUAUAGCCAAACACAACCUACAUUCUCUCUUAGUUUUCAUAAAAUAAAAUAAAAAAAUGGGGGUUGAUUACUAUAAGACACUGAAAGUAUCACCAAAUGCAACUGAAGAAGAUUUAAAGAAAUCAUACGAGAGAUUAGCGAUGAGGUGGCAUCCAGAUAAGAAUAAUGGUGAGAACAAGAAAGAAGCUGAAUUGAAAUUCAAGCAAAUAUCUGAAGCAUAUGAUGUACUUAGUGAUCCACAAAAGAGACAGAUCUAUGAUAUAUAUGGUGAUGAAGCAUUAAAAUCAGGUCAAUUUGAUCCAUCAUCACCUAUGAAUGUUGAUGCUGAAGAUAUAUUUGCGGAGUUUUUUGGUGGAUCAGAUGGGUAUAGUGGUAGUAGUGAUAGCGUGAGAGGUAAGAAAGCAAAAGAUACUUUUGCGGAGUUUUUUGCUGGAUCUGAUGGGCAUAGUGGUAGUAGUGAUAGCGUGAGAGGUAAGAAAGCAAAAGAUACUUUUGCGGAGUUUUUUGGUGGAUCAGAUGGUUAUAGUGGUAGUAGUGAUAGCGUGAGGGCUAAGAAAGCUAAAGAUGUUUUUGCGGAGUUUUUUGGUGGAUCGGAUGGGCAUAGUGGUAGUAGUGAUAGCGUGAGAGGUAAGAAAGCAAAAGAUACUUUUGCGGAGUUUUUUAGUGGAUCAGAUGGUUAUAGUGGUAGUAGUGAUAGCGUGAGGGCUAAGAAAGCUAAAGAUGUUUUUGCGGAGUUUUUUGGUGGAUCGGAUGGGCAUAGUGGUAGUAGUGAUAGCGUGAGAGGUAAGAAAGCAAAAGAUACUUUUGCGGAGUUUUUUAGUGGAUCGGAUGGGUAUAGUGGUAGUAGUGAUAGCGUGAGAGGUAAGAAAGCAAAAGAUACUUUUGCGGAGUUUUUUGGUGGAUCAGAUGGUUAUAGUGGUAGUAGUGAUAGCGUGAGGGCUAAGAAAGCUAAAGAUGUUUUUGCGGAGUUUUUUGGUGGAUCGGAUGGGCAUAGUGGUAGUAGUGAUAGCGUGAGAGGUAAGAAAGCAAAAGAUACUUUUGCGGAGUUUUUUAGUGGAUCGGAUGGGUAUAGUGGUAGUAGUGAUAGCGUGAGAGGUAAGAAAGCAAAAGAUACUUUUGCGGAGUUUUUUGGUGGAUCGGAUGGGUAUAGUGGUAGUAGUGAUAGCGUGAGGGUUAAGAAAGCUAAAGAUACUUUUGCGGAGUUUUUUGGUGGAUCGGAUGGGUAUAGUGGUAGUAGUGAUAGCGUGAGGGUUAAGAAAGCUAAAGAUACUUUUGCAGAGUUUUUUGGUGGAUCGGAUGGGUACAGUGGUAGUGUGAGGGUUAAGAAAGCUGAACCUAUUGAGAAUAAGUUGUUGUGUGGUUUGGAAGAGUUAUAUAAGGGUUCUAAGAGGAAAAUGAAGAUAUCAAGAAUUGUUCGUGAUGAUACUGGUAAGCCCACAACUAUUGAAGAGAUCUUGGCAAUACACAUUAAACCUGGUUGGAAGAAAGGCACAAAAAUCACUUUUCCAGAGAAAGGGAACCAUGAACCCGGAGCUGCACCUGGUGAUCUUACUUUUGUAAUAGAUGAAAAGCCACAUGAUGUUUUCAAGAGAGACGGGAAUGAUCUAGUGAUCAAUCAGAAAAUCUCAUUAGUAGAUGCUCUCGCUGGGAAAACUAUCUACUUGAUUACUUUGGAUGGAAGGGAACUCACAAUACCAAUUACAGAUGUCGUUAAACCAGGACAGGAGAAGAUAAUUUCAAAUGAAGGAAUGCCAAUAUCAAAAGAACCCGGAAAGAAAGGAAAUUUGAAGAUCAAGUUUGAGGUUAAAUUCCCGUAAAGGCUUAGUUCAGAUCAGCAUUUGGCAAUUAACAUAUUUGUUGGUUUUUUGGCAUUGUCAUUAUGCCAAUUCAGAAUUCAUGAUAUACAAAUGUGAUGCAAGUAUGCAAAUGUAAUGGAGUAGUAUUUUCGUGUGUGAGUGUGUGAGUAGCAAAUAGCUGGCAGCCUAAGUUAGUUAGCUAAGCUGGCAGAUUAGUUGACAGGCUGUUAGUGGAAGUAACCGACUGUAGCACUGGUGUAGUGGUGGUGAUUCUGGCAGCUGUAUACAGCUGUCAUAUACGCACCUCCUUAGUCCUCUAUAUAUACAUGAGAGGAUUCAGAAUUGAAAUGUAAUGUAGAUAUUUCUCUUGACAAUCAAUAAAGUUUUCUUCUCUCUAGAAUAAAGCUCUCAUGCUUCCAAUAAUUGAAUAACUGCAUUGCAGUAGAUUCCAUGUAUACUGCGUGUAUAUUACAGAUGAAUGUUGUUAGUUCAUGCUGUUAGAUUCAGAUUUUUUGUUUGCACAUUUUUGUUCAUACUGUAUUUGCUUUCUGUCCAGGUUUUGGCAUUUCAUUUUGCACCGUGUUAACCCAGAAGAAUGCGAAAGCUUUUAUGUUAGUAUUGAAAUUUGUGCAGGGUAACUUCAAUAUCAGCUACUAGUUAUGUAUACACUGCCCGCACACAUAGAGAGGGGAGGGGUCUUUGUUGAAUAGAGUAGUUGGAUUUGGAAGAGAGUGAUAUGAACACAACACAAGCAAGGCAUCUUCUUAUUCAAAACCAAUAUACAACAAUGACAAGGGCUAUCAUCACCCUUAUUGAAGUGAGGAAGAAAUAGUGCUUUCUUUUUGGUUUCUUAAGCUCUGUUUAUUUCAAUCUUUUUCUGCAGCCCAUCUUUAUCUGCUCCCACAUAUUACGUUGUGUUUUUAGCUUGGGCACAUUCAUUAAAAAAUCUACUCAUUCCUAGAAAGUGAAAAUAUGUUUUUAGUAAUUUGACCUUAAUUAGAUUAUACAUAUUUAAUAUAGUUUCUUCAACAACAACAACAUACCCAGUAUAAUUCCACAAAGUAGGGUCUGAGAAGGGUGAGGUGUGUGGGCAUUAAUCAUUAAUGAAUGAAAAUGCAAAGUAAAAAGUUUGAUAGUGAUUUAUUUAUACAAUAUUUGGAAGAGCUGUGGAAUCUUGGGGAGUGACCGGCCUUAACGAUUUGCACCUGAGUUGGGCUGAAAUCGCUUUCAAGGCAGUAGAUUGUGUCAUGUCGCAACAUUAAUUCGAUAAGUUGAUUCUAUCCUUUUGUUCAAUUUUUUAUUGGUAUUGUUAAUAUUUCCAACAAGGUGUACACAGACCUUACCCCUACCUUUGUGGGGUAGAGAGGAUGUUUCCGAUGGACCCUCGGCUCAAGAAAAUCAUUUUGUAAGAUAAAAAGUUAAAGAUACCACUUAUUAUGAACCGGAGGGAGUAAUGUCUUCUUUGAAAAUUUUCAAAAUGAUUACCAAUUUGUUUGUUUCUUUCAAUGAAUCAAAAUGGAGCUUCCAUGUUGCUGAGGAAUGGAAACGUAUGACUUGAUUCUUCAUGGGUACUGACAGCGCAUUUGUUUGAUGCCAAGCAGAAGACUUGUUGGCACCCAUAUUUUCUCAAUAGUUUUGAAGCAAAGUUUUUUUUAAGUGGAAGAAAUCAACUUGGCUUGAUCUUGGGCUUACUAUUUGGCAGGGACCCUUUUUAUAUUUCUUGCUGAUGUGAGGGAAAAUCUUUUUCAAAUUGAAGCAGAAUAUGUUCUUUAGUCCUUAAUAAUC
Messenger RNA from Lycium barbarum (goji berry), 3734 nucleotides. RefSeq lists its product as uncharacterized. The record is from RefSeq and is a predicted model, not a curated record. The coding region runs from base 210 to 1970 and encodes 586 amino acids. Lineage: Eukaryota; Viridiplantae; Streptophyta; Magnoliopsida; Solanales; Solanaceae. The transcript is spliced from 2 exons. Gene Ontology annotation, cellular component: cytosol. Gene Ontology annotation, molecular function: protein-folding chaperone binding.